ACUUCCGCCUCGGUCCGGUCGCCGAGGCCGUGGCGUGGCGUGGCGUGGCGUGGCGGGGCGGAGGCAUGUCGGGCACGGAGCUACGGGCGGCGCUGGAGCAGCGGCUGGGCGCCCUCGCCAUCCGCACGGAGGUCGUGGAGCACCCCGAGGUGUUUACAGUUGAAGAAAUGAUGCCUCAUAUCCAACAUUUGAAAGGAGCUCAUAGUAAGAACCUAUUUCUUAAAGACAAAAAGAAAAAAUGCUAUUGGCUGGUGACAGUUCUUCAUGAUCGACAAAUUAAUUUAAAUGAUCUUGCCAAGCAGUUAGGUGUUGGGAGUGGAAAUCUGCGGUUUGCUGAUGAAACGGCCAUGCUAGAAAAACUCAAAGUUGGUCAAGGUUGUGCUACGCCCCUAGCACUCUUCUGUGAUGAUGGAGAUGUGAAAUUUGUUUUGGAUUCUGCUUUUCUGGAAGGUGGACAUGAAAAGGUGUACUUUCACCCAAUGACUAACAGUGCAACCAUGGGACUGAGUCCUGAAGACUUUCUCACAUUUGUGAAGACAACAGGACAUGAUCCUAUAAUACUGAACUUUAAUUAAAACUUACUGGGUUAAUGUUUAAAAUACAUUUAGUAGUUAGGAGUUAGUACUUGAUCCAGGUAGGAGAUUCCAUGGGACUCUUGCCUCUUUCUCUCCCCAAAAGCUGAGAAUAGAGCUGUCCCUCAAAUGAUAGAGCACUAGCCUUGAUCACAAAACCUCAGGGACAGUGACCACACCAUGAGUUCAAGCCCCAGGAC
Dipodomys spectabilis (banner-tailed kangaroo rat) is the source of this 772-nucleotide messenger RNA. Its product is annotated as prolyl-tRNA synthetase associated domain-containing protein 1. Bases 66 to 575 code for a protein of 169 amino acids. The transcript has 2 exons. Gene Ontology annotation, molecular function: aminoacyl-tRNA deacylase activity. Lineage: Eukaryota; Metazoa; Chordata; Mammalia; Rodentia; Heteromyidae. The record is from RefSeq and is a predicted model, not a curated record.